This is a messenger RNA of Cydia splendana, 1667 nucleotides long. RefSeq names its product beta-1,3-galactosyltransferase 5-like. Lineage: Eukaryota; Metazoa; Arthropoda; Insecta; Lepidoptera; Tortricidae. The transcript has 2 exons. Gene Ontology annotation, molecular function: hexosyltransferase activity. Gene Ontology annotation, cellular component: Golgi membrane. Bases 99 to 1118 code for a protein of 339 amino acids. The record is from RefSeq and is a predicted model, not a curated record.
UAAUUCUAUAUUAUUAUCAUUAUUAUUGUCAACAUGUUGCAACCGUGAUUGAUUUAGCGUGUUUUAUUUCCAUAUCGUGUUAGCAUCGAGUGCUUACUAUGUUCGAAAGGCAAAACGGUGAAAAAUGCGAAAUGAUGUUCCUACACAAACUUGCCAUUCUCGUCGUCAGCGCUCUGCUGAUUUACGACUUCUAUAACAACUCCACGCCUGUAGAAAUACGCAUUCAGAACCCUCAAUUCGCUUUACUAGGCCCCUAUAAUACUACAGAACCAAGCGCGGUAGUAGAUGAUGUUUACGAUCAACUUAUCGAUUUAAAAAACUUCUCAUUAAAAGUUAACCCUCAACCUUGUCAGAACUACGACGCUGGACUGCUACUGGUCAUAAUAAUAUCUUCAAAUCCGAGUAAUUAUGACAACAGGAUGGUUAUUAGAAACACUUGGGGGCGAUCUGUGGAUUCUACUAAAGUUGUGUUUUUGAUGGGAGAGUCGGAGAAUGCGACUUUGUCUCAAAAGAUUCAGAAUGAAUCGGCCAUAUUUGGGGAUAUUGUGCAAGGUAGCUUUACGGAUGCUUACCGUAACAUGACCUACAAGCAUGUGAUGGGUUUGAAGUGGGUGUCACAUCAUUGUCCAAUGGCGAAGUACAUUUUGAAGACGGAUGAUGAUGUUGUGGUGAAUUCUCAUGCAUUGAGGCAGUUUUUGGCGCGGGAGCUGUCGCCGUGGGGAGCGAAGGGGUUGAUUACAUGUCAGGUGUUGGAGCACGCUUUGGUGCAGCGGUCACAUCGGUCUAAGUGGAGAGUGUCACCGGCAGAGUAUAAGCCACACUACUAUCCAACAUACUGUGCAGGUUGGGCCAUCCUCUACUCCCAAGAUGUUGUUCCCCGACUGUUGAAGACAGCCCAAUCCACGCCGUACUUCUGGAUAGACGAUGUCCACGUCACCGGCGUGGUGGCCCAGCAGAUCGGCGUGGCUCGCACUCCGCUGGCCAGCCUGGUGCUGUCUCGGAACCGGGCCACGAUGCUGACAUCACUCGGAGCAGAUUAUGCUGGGAAGUUCUUGUUCGGACCACCGGAUAUUAGUGUGAGCAAGAUCUCGCAGAUAUGGAAAGCUAUUCCAGAAUAGAUUUUAAGGGUAAUCACAUAACUAAAGACCUGUGUAGACGUUGAAAUAGGGUGGCUGCUAUAGUUACUAGACACUCCAUAGUAGAUAGAUAGAUAUUAUAGAUAGAAUACCUACUCUUUAUUGGCACAACUCAGUAAAAGAUACAGCUUAAAGAAAAACAAUUGAUUAAAUAUAGAGGCAGACAACAGGCGGUCUUAUCGACGACUUUGGCCACUGUUUACAAUAAUAUUUCUAUUGCCUUGUUUCUUUCUGAUUUGUUAAGAGUGGCCAAUUACUAUGGAGGGGCCAAUAACUGUAGCAACCAUAUAGACCAAUAUGAGAGAGGGCACACCGGUUGGGUGACGUGUGCGUGCAAGGCUCUAACAUAUUAUCGCACGCUGAGUGUAGUUUCUCACUGCGACAAAUUCCGAUCCUUAAAAUAAUAUAAUAAAUACUUAAGUAUUUACCGGGUGGCUAAAAAAUGAGUGCAUUCCCGUUGCCAGGGAGGUUUUGGGAUUAUACUGAGCAACUUUUACUAUGGGACCAACCCCUAAUUCGCGAAAAAUAAUU